CAACCUGGCCAGAAUCUUUACAGUCCGUUCGGCCUGUCUGCUUGGCUGUCCUAAGUAAAACGUCCUACGAACUGGUUGAAAGCCCUAAUCCGUCAAUUUAGAAGAUACUCGACGAGAAUGGCAUCCAGUGUCCUACCCACUUUCCCGGUGACCGUGGAAGACAUACCCUAUAUUAAACAGCUAUUUGAUUUGGCCCUUCUGGAUUUGAAUCAGUCAGGCGUUCUUAGGGAAUUUGCGGCCGGAUACUGCUAUUCCGUCGAGUAUACUGAAUCUGAACUUUUCCGGUCCAGCGUUGGCAUUAAAGGCAAUCUCACUGCAUUUUUAGUAAACAGUAGAUGCGCCAAGGUUGUCCAGUUUUUCGCCAAGCUAACACCCUUGAAAGGCGUCAGUACAAACAAUCCGCACCGAAAAACGUUGGUGCUCUUCUUCAAAAAGGAAAUGUUGGUCUACGAGACGCUCCUUGAUACUCUCCACGACCAUCAACACCAGGAGGACAGAGGGCCGAUAAUGAGCGCCUUUGAGUACAAAAAACUGUUCCCACGAUGCAUCGGAUGGUGGCCAAAACCGGAAGAGUAUGCAUUCGGCGUCAAGGCGCUUCUCUUGUUCGAGACUCUGAAAGAAUCGUUCACUCACAUCGAUGCUUUAACGGGCUUCGCAAUAGAACCAGCCCAAUUGGUUGUGAGAAAGCUGGCAGUUUUCCAUGCCGUGGCGCUGAGUUGCAAGCGCCAGCGGCCAGAAAAGUAUGCUCCUGUGGCCGAAAUUGUAGAUUCCGUCCCAAUGGAGCCGACCUACACCUCCAAGGACGUGAAGAACAUCAUGCGCAGGGUGAAAAAACAUAAGGAUCUCGCCCCGCAUUCGGCCCAGAUCCUAGCGGCUCUCAGCAAGUCCCAGGAAGCUGCGGGAAUUGAAGAACUAAAUGAGGAUUGGGUGGGCAUGUGUCAUGGCCAAGUCUGCGUCUUCAAUUUAAUGUUAGAGCACGAUGAGCUUGGCAGCAUUACAGACAUCAAAAUGCUUGACCUGCGCCACCUCAAACAUCAGCACAUCACAUCAGAUCUGGUUUACUUCUUGAUGACAUCGCUAGCGGAGGGCGUUCUCAAAACCAACCUCAACUCCAUCUUGACGACGUACCAUGAGACGCUCUCGAUCGAACUAGAAAUGUACAAGAUGGACCAGACCAGCUUCAAGUUCGAUAUUUUCAAACAACAGGUUUAUCGGAUGUUCCAUCUCCAGCUGCUACAUUGUGUGUCGCAGUUGAAGUUCUUCGCUCCCCUGCCAGAGGCGAUCAACGAACUGAGAACGCUCUCAGUCUGGCAUCCUUGCUCAGGCUCGUACGUGACCAACAAAGUAGACAAGCCCACCUACAACGAGCUACUCAAGCGUCUAUGUCUAGCCUUCAUAGACACAAAUGAGUUCCGAACCAUCCUGGACUAAUUUGGGGACUGUAGUACCAGUGACGCCAGAACAGUCGAAAACUGGACAUCCCCGUAGCAUCUGCGCGGGAUUCACCUCAUUGUUCGUAGCACCAAUUUUAUUUAGGUAUGAAUGUAUGAUGAAUGAGAGUAUGGUGUUUCACGUAUUGUUUUAACUUGCGUGACUCACAAUGCACGUUUCCUCAUCAUGUACAUGGUGUGGCUCAGCAAAAGUAUGGCCGUUGCUCUACCAUGUACCGGUCAGGAAACGGCAUCCAGCGAAUGUGAUUUGUGUAGUUGUAGGCAACAUGUAUCAUCACUUUUUUACUGCAGCAGAACAUGGGUGUGCCUCAAUGUUGGAUUACUGAGUAGAAUAUAAAGGGACAGCAACACCAAGCCCACUAGGCUUCCAUAAGUUGCCUGUAUUUCUCGCAAAGACACCGUAAGAUUCAACAAUCGACUAUGUUUUUGCCACAAAUUAACGGCUUGCACCACCAUCACUCAGGCCAUUUAGAAAUACUCAUGUUUUGCCGCAUUUUGGCACCUUGCAUAAGUAAAUGUUCAGCGUGCAAAAUCAAAGUUGCAUGGUAAAUGGUUCUAUGAUGCACAGAUACAUUGAUAUUUCGUUCCGGCGGAUUUUUAAUGUUCAAUUAAAGAUCGGCUAUAAAAAAGAUUUGUUUCCUUUAUCCCCAGUUUACAUCGAUUUGACCUUUCAGGGCAAGUUUUCCGAAAUGUUAUUAAUUACUUAAUUCGUCAAAAUAAUGACGAGUAUGGCGAUAAGUGAUGUUAGCGUAAGCGCUCUGAUGGGUGCAAACAGUCUCAUUUGUGAAGUGUUUCGUGAUUAGUGUUGGAUUUUCAUUCACAAUGAUCGCCCUCAAAAAUCUACUGGUCCUUCUGCUGGCGCUGCUAAUCGGCCGAUCAACGGCACGCACCUUGACCUAUGAUAUUUAUGGCAACUUGAUCAUGGACAAGGAUGGCCGGUACCCAUCGUCCACUUGUUGCAUGGUGCCCACAUGUAAUCGACCAGAGCAGUGCUUCGAAAUGACCAGAUGUGAUUAUCUGUGCAAGACUGGAAAGUAUCCACCGGCUGAAGUUGACUACACUCCUGGCUACCAGCUGAAGAAGAGCUAUCUUCGCUUUCAAUGCAUGUUUGGGGAGUGCAAAAACUACGAGAUGAGUUGCCGUCAUUGUCAGGCGCCCAACGAGAGCGACUUUAACAUUGUCAUGGUGCGAGAAGACUGCAAAGAGUGUUACCAGCAGGUCCAAUAACGCCCUCUUCGAGCAUGUGCACUUGUAGAUUGUUUGCUGUGAACUCACUGUGUAUGUUUGGUUUAAACAAGCGCAAUAUCAAGCGAUGCGACCUUUGAUUUGAUCGACGCUACUGAAUAGCCAAGCAAACAUGUUGUUGUUGUUGUUUGCACAAGAAUCCAGUAAAUAUUUUGAUGUUCACCCGGUGCAAUACAUGUUGCGUAUAUUCCGACUCGUCUGUGAUUAAAGUUUUCCACCAGUAAA
Messenger RNA from Dendroctonus ponderosae (mountain pine beetle), 2921 nucleotides. RefSeq lists its product as uncharacterized. The transcript is spliced from 4 exons. The record is from RefSeq and is a predicted model, not a curated record. The coding region runs from base 118 to 1431 and encodes 437 amino acids. Lineage: Eukaryota; Metazoa; Arthropoda; Insecta; Coleoptera; Curculionidae.